Pundamilia nyererei is the source of this 1817-nucleotide messenger RNA. It is a transcript of the gene smpd4, whose product is annotated as sphingomyelin phosphodiesterase 4. The transcript is spliced from 16 exons. The record is from RefSeq and is a predicted model, not a curated record. Lineage: Eukaryota; Metazoa; Chordata; Actinopteri; Cichliformes; Cichlidae. The annotation marks the transcript as partial. Gene Ontology annotation, molecular function: sphingomyelin phosphodiesterase D activity. Gene Ontology annotation, biological process: sphingomyelin catabolic process; glycerophospholipid catabolic process; ceramide biosynthetic process.
UGAAGUAAAACACCAACGAAGAAGAGGAGAACCAGUGUAGUCGUAUUUGAACUGCACUGAUGGGAACGCGGUUUCUGGGGAAUUGGCUGUAGUUUUGAAAAAUAAUCGCGAGAAAAGCAGGAUCCAGGUGGACUGUACAGUUGUAGAAAGAAACAUCGGAGUCCUUAAUGGCUAAUCCAACGUUACAGCAGCCCAGUUUCCUGCUGGCCAACCUGAAAGCCGAUGCUACCACCAAACCUCUCCUGCAGCGAUGCCAGGAUCUGGUGAAGAUCAUAGAUGAGUAUCCUGCAAAGGAGCUGCACCUGAUCUUUCCUUGGCUGGUGGAGAGUGUGUUUGGCAGCCUGGAUGGUGUCAUCGCUGGCUGGAACCUGCGAUUGCUUCAUUCCCGGAGCAACGAGUACAACAUUGUUAUGGACUUCCUAAAUCCCAGUGGUCCAAUGAUGAAACUUGUGUAUAAACUUCAGGCGGAAGAGUACAAAUAUGAAAUACCAAUCAAUUAUCUCCCAGGUCCUGUGAAAGCCUGCAUCCAGGAGGGCGUUCUCCCAGACUGCCCGCUGUUCCACAACAAGCUGCAGUUCCCUCUCUCUGGUCUCCUGACGCUGAACAUCGCUUUCAACCCAUUUGAAUUCUUCAUGUUCAAUUUUGCCUACUGUCUCAUCUCACCAAAGAACUACCCUCCAGGCCAGUACGGGAGCUCCACAGACAGCGCCUACUUUGUGCUGGUGGACACUUACCUGAAGUACUUCCUCCCCACUGAAGGAAGCGUUCCUCCUUCCCCCUUCUCCGACUCCAGAGGCUCUGUUUCUGCUCCUUCACCGAGAUCGUCCAGUGUUUCUUUUGCCAGUUACGGCAUCCAUAGCCCCAGUCUCCUGAAGCAUCACAUAUUCCAUCAGCCCUCAGUGAACGCUGACCCCGCAGCCCAGGAAAUCUGGAGGUCUGAAACCCUGUUACAGAUGUUUGUGGAGAUCUGGCUCCAUCACUACUCCUUGGAAAUGUAUCAGAAGCUGCAGUCUCCUCAGGUAAAGCUGGCGCUGCUGCAGUACCGCCUCAGUAUGUCCAGCAUGCCGUGCCAACCCCACGCCCCACCAGGCUCUGGGACCCUCCACACCUACCAAGUACUUUUACCUUUUCAUUCACCCCCGCCCCUCUGGGGCCUCCUGGAGGAGCCCUUUAGCCCGACGGAGGAGCACGUGCUGGUGGUGCGUCUCCUGGUGAAACACGUACACGCCUUCUCCAACAGCCUGAAGCCUGAGCAGCUGUCGUCCUCGCCCUCCGCCCACUCGCACACCCACACCAGCCCACUGGAAGAGUUUAAGAGGGUGGUGGUGCAGCGCUUUGUGCAGCAGAAGCUGUACCUGUUCCUGCAGCACUGCUUCGGUCACUGGCCUCUGGACGCGUCUUUCAGAGCGGUGUUGGAGACGUGGCUGAGCUACAUCCAGCCCUGGAGAUACACCGGGGAGAAGCCAAACCCUCAGCCCGACCAAAACAGAACCGUGCCUGAAAAAUGGGAGUCCUUUGUUCAUGAGAACCUGCUCAUGUACACGAAGCUCUUCCAGGUGUUUUUGAACCGAGCGGUCAGGACCGAUCUGGUGAAUGCCAAAAAUGCGCUGAUGGUCUUCAGGGUGGCCAAAGUCUUCGCUCAGCCUAACCUGGCAGAAAUGACCCAGAAAGGUGAGCAGCUGUUCCUGGAGCCCGAGCACGUCCUCCACCACCGGCAGCCCCGCGGCUACCUGACGCCAGGACAAGGAGGCAGCUACCUGUCGUCACGGCAGCGGGUGGUGACGGACAUGGUGUUCAAGGUGAAGAGCCACGUCUAC